Epinephelus fuscoguttatus (brown-marbled grouper) is the source of this 1991-nucleotide messenger RNA. Its product is annotated as transmembrane protein 100-like. The transcript has 2 exons. The record is from RefSeq and is a predicted model, not a curated record. The coding region runs from base 235 to 669 and encodes 144 amino acids. NCBI's taxonomy places the organism in Eukaryota, Metazoa, Chordata, Actinopteri, Perciformes, Serranidae.
UUGUCCAGAGAGAAAGUCAGCAGCACUUUUACCCUUUCGCUAAAAUCUCUCACAUACCUGGACAAGAAAUAAUCACAUGAAUGAUUUUAAAGGACCUUUUUUAACAGUUUCUAUUCACAUCUGAGCUCCUGAUUCAACGCUGAGGUCUAUAUGUCAUGUUAAAGGAGCAAAGACAAAGAGGAAGCUGCAAGCAAAAUCACUUUUGACCGUCUGACAAAGGAAUUAAAACCAACCAUGGCGAACAAGCUGGAAACGCUCGACCCAUCAACUCUAUCAGACGCCACCUCUACCGUCACCUACGACCCCAAAUCUCAGACAGUGACCUUACCAGAAGGGGUCGUCUCUGUGGCGGGCAUCACUGUGAUGACCGGGGGUGUCGAGCUGUCCUGUGGGUCCUGCAUGCUGGCCUUUGGUUUUUGGGGAACUCUAAUCGGCUUCAGUUGUGUAGCUGUGGGGCUGUGGGACCAACUGAACCAGUCUAAGGGAGGAACCUCUCACUUACUGGCACUGGGACUUGUGAUUCUGGGCCUCAGUUUUGCUGUGGUGGGAAGUGUGGUGGCGUUUUACCUCCUGACGAGGAAGAAGAGAGAGAUGAAAAGAGGGGAGAGAGAAGACGGGAAAGAAGUUCUUGUAGAGAGUGGGAGGGUGAUUAAAAAAGUCACAGUUUGAAGAAGAAUUAUUGACAAGUCUGCACAAAACUCUGAACGGACUGUUCUGCAAAUAUCAUACCAGACAGAAAAUGCGUUCUGCUCUUCACUCAUGAUGGAUACUGAUGAAUACUUUAUUUUUGAUACCUUAAAGGACUAGUUUGUAGGAUUUAGUGGCAUCUGGUGGUGAGAUUGUAGAUUGCAACCAACUGAAUACCCCUCAACCCCCCCCCCCUUUCAAGCUUGUAGAACCUACUGAAGCCUCAAUAUAAAAACGUGAAGUUCGUAAAAACUCUUUUGACAAGAACAUUUCACUCAAAAAACCUGUUUUAUUAAUAAUAUUCAAAAAUUUAAAUUCCUCUAAAAAACAAUAUAUAACUAAUUUAAUGUAAUCAAUUUACUCAUUAUCUUAGCUGAAUAUUAUAUUCAUAGAACAAAAUACUUUUAAAAAAUUGCCCCCAUGUGCUUCUUUCAAGAAUUCUAUCUAAUCUAGAAAAAUAUCAUAUCAUAACAAUGUCAAAUUUUAAAAUAUGUAAUAAAAAACUGACCAAAAUGAAUGAUUUAUGCAUAUCCUACAACUUUACGACCGAUUUGGUAAACCCCUGUGUGUAUGCACAUACUCGUGUCUUUUUUAUUUUUCUCAUUUUGUUUGGUUUUGUAUGAUUACAUUUAUACCUGGAGAUUGUGUGUACUUGUUACAUUAUUUUCAUGUAUGGUUUAUGAUCAUUGUUUUCCACUUUAUGUGCAAACUGAAUGUGUUAACCACUGGGUGUAUUGUAUGGGAACUUAAUACAAAGUUCAAACGAUGAAUAAAUGAGUAAAACUACCACUAAUAAUAAGAAUAAAAACAUUUAAAAACUUUGCUGCAAUGUUGACAGUCUUGGAGAGCUUGUUUUUGCUCUUCACUGAACUGUUAAUGUGCCAGUAACGGUUGCUACUUGUACUUCAACUAAAAAUACAUUUUUAAGCAGCUAUAUAGGUAUUAUGUUGUACGUAAGCUGACCCUUUAAUGUAAAUAAUUGUUGGGGUGAAUAUAAAAAUGUAGAGACUAUAUUGUCAUGCUUUUUAAUACACUGCAGACAAGGAGAUGUGAAUAAGCAAGGCUUUGUUAUUUUAAAGGAUAUUAAUGCAGGUCAACAGAACAGAAACCAACAACUUCAUCAGAAAUCAAAGAGGGGCAGAAAGAAGAAGAGGACUGAGAGGGGGUUAAUGUGUUAGUACCUCCAUCUGCUGGAAUUAAAAUGAACUGUACUUCAUCCACAGACAUUCCUCACUGUGAUUUACUGUACAUGUUGUUUCCUUCUGUCCCUCACUGUGUGAAAUUAUAAAUCAACCUUUGUUCAA